UCGUCUCAUCAGGUCUCUCUCUCUCUUACGCCUCUCCCGGAUCAUCACCUCCGUCAUCGUCAUCGUCCUCCUGGAAGGAACCUAGCUCGCUCCGACCGAGAUUAACAAGCUCCCUCUAGGCUUUUUCUCCUUUUUAAAUUGACGAUGGCGGAGACCACGCCGAAGACCACGCAUCACCGGAGGUCCAUCUCCGACUUCGGGGCCAUCUCGCUUGGCGGAAUCUUCGGAAGCGGAGACGAUCACAGAGUCGGAGGAGGUGGUGGUGGAGGCGGUGGCGGAGGAGGAGGAGGAGGAGGGUCGACGUUUGAGUAUUUCGGCUGGGUGUAUCAUUUGGGAAUCAAUUCCAUCGGCCACGAGUACUGUCACCUGAGGUUUCUCUUCAUCCGAGGCAAGUACGUCGAGAUGUACAAGCGUGAUCCUCACGAACACCCUGGAAUUAAACCUAUUCGGAGGGGCGUUGUGGGACCUACACUGAUGCUGGAGGAGGUCGGGGUUCGGAAAGUGUACUAUGGGGACGUUUAUGUUUUGCGGUUUUACAAUCGGUUGGAUGAAUCGAAGAAGGGGGAGAUUGCUUGUGCUACUGCUGAAGAAGCGCAGAAAUGGCUGGAUGCAUUUGACCAAUCUAAGCAACAGGCUGAGUACGAGCUGCUAAGAGGAGGUAGUGCCAGACACAAACUGAGCAUGGAAACCGAGAUCAAUCUCGAUGUCCAUCGACCUAGAGUGAGGCGCUAUGCAAGUGGAUUGAAAAGGCUUAUAAAAAUUGGGCAAGGACCAGAAGUCCUUUUGAGCAAUUCCUCAUCAAGCCGUGCAAAUGGUGGUUCAGAUGGAUAUUUUGAGAGGGAUGGUGGAGAUGCAAUCGAGACAUAUCAGUGGAAGUGUGUACGAACAAUUAAUGGUGUUAGGAUAUUUGAAGAUGUCGCUAAUGCUGAGAGUGGUAAAGGUGUUAUCGUCAAAGCUGUUGGUGUUAUUGAAGCAAGUGCGGAUACUGCUUUCGAAGUGCUUUUAAACCUUGAAAAACAUCAGAGAUAUGAGUGGGAUAUGCUGACAGGAGACUUAGAGCUGCUUGAUUCUUACGAUGGACACUACGAUGUUGUCUAUGGGACAUUUGAUCCCAGGUAUCUUACUCGGUGGCAUUCCAAGAGAGAUUUCAUCUUUUCUAGACAAUGGUUUCGUGGACAGGAUGGAGCAUAUACAAUUCUGCAUUUUCCAGCUGUUCAUAAGAAGAAGCCUCCAAGAUCUGGAUAUCGUCGCACAAAAAUAAAUCCAUCUACUUGGGAGAUCAGAAAUUUGAAUUCAUCCAUGGGUUCAAAUAGUCCAAGAUGUCUUGUCACGCAAAUGUUGGAGAUGAAUUCCGCCGGCUGGGGAAGAUGGAAGAAAAGUCACUGCUCAAAGUUUGAAAGGAGUGUACCUUAUGCAUUGUUGUGCCAAGUAGGAGGUAUGAAGGAAUACAUUGGAGCAAAUCCUGCACUCAAAUGUGAAUCUUCUACUACAUUUGUCCAAUCAAAGCUAUCACCAGUUUCAAAUGCCGAAUACAAUGAGUCAGACGUGAAGGAUGAGUUUUACGAUGCAAUUUCUACAGACUCUUCAUCUUCUGACGAAGAAGAAACAGAUGAUGCACUUGACAACAAGGAAGCAAAACAGAAACAGAAGAAAACUUCAGCUACAGAUGCUGAUAAGGAACUGGAUUUUGAAGUGGCUCCUAUCACAAUUGAUCUGAGCCAGUUCCCUUGUUCAUGUCGUAAAGGGAACGAUGAUGCUGACACAAACUGCUGGUCAACUCCAAGCGGCAAGGGAUUUAUGAUUAGGGGGAAGAACUACCUAAAGGACAAUUCCAAGGUCACAGGAGGAGAACCCCUUCUUAAUCUCAUAGGAACAGAUUGGUUCAAAGUUGAUAAAACCAUGGAUAAUAUUGCACUUCAUCCCAGAUGUCUUGUUCAGUCAGAAGCAGGAAAGAAGCUACCGUUUGUAUUAGUCAUCAAUCUCCAGGUUCCUGCAAAGCCAAACUAUAGUUUGGUACUUUACUAUGCUGCUGAUAGACCUCCAAAGCCAGAUUCGCUGUUUUCUAAGUUUGUGGAUGGGGAUGACACGUUUCGCAACACAAGAUUCAAGUUGAUUCCCAGUAUCGUUGAGGGAUAUUGGAUGGUCAAGCGUGCUGUUGGAACAAAAGCUUGCCUGCUGGGAAAAGCUGUGACUUGCAAAUAUCUCAGACAAGACAAUUUCUUGGAGAUUGAUGUCGAUAUUGGUUCAUCAUCUGUGGCAAGGAGUGUCAUCGGACUUGUCUUAGGAUAUGUCACGAGCAUAGUUGUUGAUCUUGCAAUUUUAAUAGAGGCAAGGGAGGAGGAAGAGUUGCCUGAGUACAUUCUGGGGACCGUUCGACUAAAUCGUUUGAAGCUCGAAUCUGCUGUGCAUUUGGAGGAAUGACGUUCGUGUCAACAUCCUUGUUCAUUUUUCAACCCCUGUCAGAGCUAUUGAUGGCUUUGAGUGAGGGGUUCUCUUUAUACAUUAUGCAGUUUUUGAUAAGAGCCCGGGUUUUUAUGUAGAAUAAAACAUUCAAUUAAGCAGCUUUAAUGUCCAAAAUCGAGCAG
This is a messenger RNA of Argentina anserina (silverweed cinquefoil), 2585 nucleotides long. RefSeq names its product protein ENHANCED DISEASE RESISTANCE 2-like. Gene Ontology annotation, molecular function: lipid binding. The coding region runs from base 145 to 2421 and encodes 758 amino acids. The record is from RefSeq and is a predicted model, not a curated record. NCBI's taxonomy places the organism in Eukaryota, Viridiplantae, Streptophyta, Magnoliopsida, Rosales, Rosaceae. The transcript is spliced from 22 exons.